Molecule: messenger RNA, 912 nt
Organism: Stylophora pistillata
Lineage: Eukaryota; Metazoa; Cnidaria; Anthozoa; Scleractinia; Pocilloporidae
Product: alpha-1A adrenergic receptor-like
Biological process (GO): G protein-coupled receptor signaling pathway
Cellular component (GO): membrane
Molecular function (GO): G protein-coupled receptor activity
Source: RefSeq, a predicted model, not a curated record
AUGGGAUCACUUUUGAAAGUUUGUAUUCUCUCGAUUAUUAAUGGAUUUGCGUCAAUCGCAGGAACGAUGGGAAACAUCCUGGUCUGUUUCGUUCUCUACCGAAACGAGGAAUUACAAACAGGUGUGAACUAUUUCAUCCUUAACCUAAGCGUGGCGGAUUUAACAGUGUGCACCGUCGCUCAGCCGAUGUAUGUUUAUUAUUUAAACCAGGAGUGGAACACCAGGAAUUUUGCAACUUUCAAGCUUGUCUCGUACAUUGCUUUGCAUUUUUCCUUCUCAAAUCUGCUGCUACUCACGGUCAAUCGACUAUUCGCUGUCCUGUAUUCUUUCCGAUAUGGGACAGUUAUGCGUGGUAAAAAUGUAGCUGUGAUAGUGGGCAUAGCGUGGGGAUUUUCUGCUGUCUUAGCGAUCGUGCUUGCAGAAUCUCCCAUUCAAGGACUAGCACCAUACUUUCACCUGGCAAUGCUGCUCACUUUUCUUACAAUGUACUUGAAAAUUUUCUGUAUUGCUCAGAAGAAGCGCCGCCAGAUUUUCUCUCAGUUAGAGUCUGUUUCCUAUAACUACAGAGUUGCCAAGGUUGCACAAGAUUACCUGACGACGCGCACGUUGGCGAUUCUAAUUUGCGUAUCUGUGAUCCUUUUUCUACCCGAUUUAUCUCUCCAACUUGCAGGAAGCGACGACUACACAAGAUUUUACUGGUCUUUCACGACAAUGUUUUUAAGUUCUUUUCUAAAUCCUUGUGUGUAUGUUUGGAGAAGCGGAAAGUUUCGGUUGGCGCUGUUCAGGACGUUUGGUUUGUCUCGAGCGAAAAGUAGACUUGUUAGGCGUAAACAGAUUAAAAGAGUGAAAUUCACAGAUGGCGCAUUCGGCUCAUUGAAAGUUAUAGACCUAGAAGCACUGGAGUACAAUUGA